CGAGGUGUACAUAUGAGCCACUUGACAACUGUCAUAACAACUCAGCAGCGACGACCAUGACUAUGUUCUCACUUUUACUGUAUUUUCAAGUAUGUUUUUUAAUGUCAUUUUCAACUGGGAUGACUGACCGUGAGAGAAUUAAAUUAAGGGAGGAUGUUCGUGGUAUGUUUUAUCAUGCUUAUGAGGGGUACAUGAAGUAUGCUUACCCCUAUGAUGAAUUACGACCACUGUCAUGUGAUGGUCAUGACACUUGGGGCAGCUAUUCUCUAACAUUAAUUGAUGCCCUAGAUACUCUGGGUGUCAUGGGAAACAAAACAGAAUUUCGAAGAGUGGUAGAGCUGAUUAUAGAAAAGGCAAACUUUGAUGUAAACAUCAAUGUUUCUGUAUUUGAAACAAACAUAAGAAUACUUGGUGGGCUUCUGAGUGGCCAUCUCAUGUCUAAAAAAAUGGGCAUUGAAGUGGAAGAUGGCUGGCCCUGUGCAGGACCUCUUCUGAGGAUAUCAAAAGAUGUUGCUGAUAGACUUCUUCCUGCUUUUGAUACUCCAACAGGAAUGCCAUAUGGCACGGUGAACCUAAGAGAUGGCGUUCCAGAGGGAGAGACGCCAAUUACCUGUACAGCUGGUGUAGGCACAUACAUUAUAGAAUUUGGUACUCUCUCUAGACUUACUGGUGAUCCAGUCUAUGAAGAGGUGGCUAUGCGUGCUCUGCAUGGUGUCUGGGAUCACCGUUCUUCAAUAAACCUUGUUGGCAAUCAUAUUGAUGUCUUAACAGGAAGAUGGGCAGCUCAGGAUUCUGGAAUAGGUGCUGGUAUUGACUCUUAUUUUGAAUAUCUUGUAAAAGGAGCCGCUCUUCUGCAAAAACCUGAGCUAAUGAGGAUAUUUAAUCAAGCUAGAACUGCUAUUGAUAAAUACCUCCGCCACGAAGACUGGUACUUAUGGGCUACGAUGACUAAAGGAUAUGUCACAAUGGCAGUUUUCCAAUCACUGGAAGCAUAUUGGCCUGGAGUACUUGCUCUUCUAGGUGAUAUUAAUUCUGCACAGAAGAUAAUUUUCAAUUAUCAUCAGGUGUGGAAGCAAUUUGGGUUCACUCCAGAAUUUUACAGCAUUCCACAGGCUGAAGCUCCAGUGAAUCGUGAAGGCUACCCAUUGCGACCAGAGCUUAUAGAGAGUCUGAUGUAUCUCUUCCAAGCUACCAAUGAUGAUACAUUUUUGGAGAUGGGUGCUGAUAUUCUGACUAGCAUACAGCAUACAGCUAAAACUGAAUGUGGUUAUGCCACAGUAAAGAAUGUGAAUGACCAUACUUUAGAGAACAGGAUGGAAAGUUUUUUCUUGGCAGAAACAACAAAGUACCUGUUUUUGCUCUUUGACUCUGAAAACUGGAUGCAUAACACUGGGGUGACAGGACAAGUUCAUAAAGUUGGCAAUAGAGAGUGUAUCAUUGAAGCUGGUGGAUAUAUUUAUAAUUCGGAGGCUCAUCCUGUGGACCCAGGAGCCUUAGCGUGCUGUUACACAAAGGAUGAUGACUGGUCGCUGCCUGUGUCUGACCAAGUAAGCCUUAUUUUGGAUCCUACAGCACCCUGGGUACAGCACAAAGGAAACAAGAUUAAAAAAGAAAAUCCAGUUCCAAUUGUAGAGGACUGUGAGGAGGGAAAGACUAAGCCUCCGUCACCAGAUCAACAAAGUAAGUUGACAGUCAAUGAGGCUAUAAUUGAAGAUAGCAUUAAUACAUUAAAGGAACAUGGAAAUAUUUUAACAAUCCAUCAGCCUCUUAGCCAUGUUAUUGGAAAUAAAGAUAACACACAAAAUGUGAAGUCUGGAGAUGUUGAAAAGCAAAAUCUAAAAUCUGAAAGAACAGAUACUUCAGAUACUUUCACAAAAGAAAAGGACAUAAAUCCUAACAAUAUCUUGGACUAUGAAGCAAGUACAGUUAACAGCAAUAAAGAUAUUGCUGCAGGAAGUGCUUUUAACAAAUUUGAAUCCGGAGGUAACGAUAGUGAUGAUGAGGAGCCAAAGAUGAAAGUAGUUAAUCAGCACAAUGAGAUAAAACAGGAAGAUUCUUCUCAGGGAGAAAUAAUGGUAGAAAACGAUGCAAGCCCUAAAGUAAUUAAAAAAGAUGGCGGGCCUCGAUUUUCAUCUCUGAGCGAGAGUGCUGAAAGAGGACUUGGUGGCAAUACAUCUGGCAUGGAAGCUGCCAGUAUAACUCCCAGUGUAUCCAGUUCCAAGUACAGUACCAGCUCUCCAAGUACACCUAGCAUUGUUUCCGAGCCCAAGGAAACCAAGGUUACGAAACCUGUGAAGAAAGUUUUUGUAUUGUCAGAACUCAAAGAAAGAUUAAUUACUGACCUCGCAAAUUAUAAGAAUUUCACAUUAUCUGCCAGUUACUUACUACUAUCAUGUGCACACCCACCUUUUUCUCAAUUGUUAAAUUUUAAAGGGCAGAUGAUUAAUCCAUAACAUAUAUGGGUUUAUAGAAACGUGUUUAGAUAUAUUUAAUCAGUGUGUUUUAGUGUGCCUAUGGGUUUGAAGGGUUUUGUGGAUAAAGACAGUAUAUAUGAAACUUGUAAAUGUCAAAUUGUCAUGGAAAUGCAUUUUCUUCCUCACUACUAGCUAAUCAGCAUGGACAUUAUCCUAAAGAUUGGAUUUGCAAUUUUUGGGAAACUAACUGUUGAACAAGGGAUAAAACAGCGCCAAAUCAUUACGACUAUAUAACUGUUCAACAAGUGGACAAGAACGAAGCAUGCACUUAUGGCAACAGUGAUUGUGACCUUUGACCUGUUGGUCUGGAAUAUAUUCAUGAGUUUUCUCUUUGCAAAUUAAACAUGCAUGCAGAAAAAACAAAUGAAAGUGUGAUCAGCAUCAUAAAUCAUUUCGUGCAUUAAAUGUGUGUAUGAUAUAUUUUGCAAAUUCAUUGGAUGCUUGCAGUCUGUCUCAAUUGAUUUUUCCUGCAUCCAUAAGAGUUUUAAAUAAUUGUUAAUUUACUCCUGUAAUUAACUUAUCCAUAUUCGAAAUAUGGAAGGUAUCAGGUAAGCUUUUUGCAUUCUUUUGCUUUCUUUCAUUUUACAGCUUGAAUUUGAUGGCAUUCAUUUUAGAAGUUGUAAAACUUGAUUACCAUGGUUUCUUGUUCAAGUUUUUCUUAUACCAAUAAUAUCUGUGCCUUACUACAAAUUUACAUUUACACUAUCUGUGGUCUUUUGUACUAAACCUUCCCAGUGAUUCUAGAGUGCAAAACAGAUGAGAAAAAUAUGUAUCAUGAUUAUAUUAGUUCAUGUAAAAUAAUCUUUAUAUUAUUAUUAUUAUUAUUAUUAUUAUUAUUUGUUUUCCUAAAAUUUCACUUGAUUAGGAGUUGGGAAUCUUUGUUUGGUUCAGAGAAAAAAAUUCAUUUUUUUAAGUCAGGCAAUCUAGAGAACACUUGACUUUAGUUAUUCAUGGUACUAUAGUACUUUUGUGCGGGAUGCAAAAUGGGUUCCUCCUUUCUCAACCCCUGUUCCUUAGUUUAACAUUUUUUUUGUCUACAUUACAAUCAUACUGUAGUGAAACAUAUUACAGUGGAAAAACCCUGUGCAGUGAUACACUGCAGUCAUACACAUAUAAUGGUAAUAUUCCACAGUCAUACACACACACGUCAUUUAUUACCUAUCAGCACUCGUCUAUUAGUGACUAUGAGGAAGGGAUGUCUAGGUCUUUGUGUCCUGCCUACUAGCCGUGUUGUAUCUAGUGCAUGAUAAAGACACUAUGGUAAUACUCUGUAAUGAUUCACAUUACUGUGUUGCAGUGAUACAUAUAUUGCAAUGACAUACUAAAGUAAUAACAUUGCAGUGAUGCAAUAGUGAUAACUGCAAUGAUACACACAUACAGCUUUACACUAUACAUUCACUACAGCUUUACACUAUAUAUACACUACGGCUUUACAUCACUGGGAUAGAUACACUACAGUGACAUGGCAGUGGUUCACACUGUACAGUGAUGCACUGCAAUGAUUCUUUGGAAUGCAUGGAUGCUUUCCAAGUCCAUAUACACUGCCUAUGCAUGGAACCUGCACCCUGUAAAGCACAAAAGGAAAUGUGAGGUUUGAGUUCAGAGGUUUGCAUUUGCAGAUAAAUUAAUACUAGAAUUAAGGGUGCUUAGAUAUGAGAGCAAGUUGAGGGCACUCAAACUCACUGCCUUGGUGGAGAAUAAGAAAUGGAAGGGAUAUGAUUACAACAUACUGGAUCUUGAGUAGUCAAAAUGAACAAGGGCAACUUAUUUAAACUUAAAUUAGGCAAGACAAGGGGACAUCAGUGCAAGCUGGAUACUCACACACACACUGGAGUCGUAGAGAGAGGUAAUUACUAGUAGUGCAGUUGGAAUGGUUGAGGGUAAUAUUACAAACCACACAUGACGGCUGAUCUUAUUGAGACCUUUAAAUUACAGUCUGAACGCGUUAGAGGCUAUUAAUCCAGACCACUUAUUUAAGAGGUCAAAUGUAAUGCAUACUAGGUGCAACAGCUUUAAGCUCAAGCCACAAUGUAGGACAGAAAACAGGAGAAUCAUUUUUGCCCAUUUUUUCACUUAUAGUACAGUCGAGUUCGAUAACUCACAAUCGGGAAUUUGGGUGAAUCCCCUGGCUUCCUGUCCCUGUCAAAUCCACUAGGGAGAUAGUGGCCCUCAGGUAUAUGGCUAGGAGCCAGGGCAUCAAGAGCUAGAUCUCGCUCCCCCCUCCCCCCCCCUCCCUGUAGUCAUUGAUAAGUUAGCUCUGGGAUACACUAAAGUCAUAAUUUGUGCAGUGAUACACUGUAGUGGCUACUAUGCAGUAAUAUUGCAGUGUGUCACUACAGUGUAUUACUAUAGUGCAUCACUGCAGUGUAUUAAUGUAGUGCAUUAAUACAGUGUAAUAAACUGCUGUGGUGCAUUACAGUAAUAAACUGCAUUGAUACACACUGCAUCACCAGUUACCAAUCUGGUGUACAGUACUUUAUGCACCUCUGCAUUACCUUACUAAUUAAUACCAGUUUUCCCAUGGUGUAAUUUUCCCGACUUGUGUGUUUCUAUUUACAGGUAUUUAUAUAAUUUAGACUUGUAUAUGCUUUCUAGCUAGGGUAAUCCUUGUUCUUUCCAUAAAUUAUUUUUUAAUUCGAGCACUUGUUAAUUAAAAAAGUUAUGUAAUUUAUUAUCAAAUGUAUACAAUAUUUGUUAAAUGUCUUAGAUUAUUUAAGACAUUUUUCAAAGUUCAAUAAUUCUGCACAUUGACCAUUCAUGGAAGGGUGGGUCCAGAGAGAGAGAGAGAAUGAAACAGUGAAGAAAUCCAAUUAUAAGGGUAUACAUUAUAACAAUACGUUUAGAAACAAAAUGUGAAUAAACAUAAAUAUUGUAUUUAUGUUUGCAUGGAACAUUACAGAAUUGGGUUCAUACAUAGUGUGAUGAUGGAUUUGGGGAGUUAUUUUUAUAGUCGAUAAAUGUACGGUGCAAAGUUAUCACAAUCUGAAAUUGGAAUAUGAAAUAUUUGUUUUAUCAUCUUUAACAAGAAAUUAUAUUUAAUGCUCUUAAAUUACAUUGGUUUAAAAUAACUACUUAAAAUUUUAUUAAAAUAAACAUUGAUGCAUAUUAAAAUAUUAAUUUCAGGUAUGAUAACGAUUGUCAUUCAUGCUCUCUACAUAUAUACAUAUACUGUACAGUUGUUCAAUAUCCUCCCAGCAAGUAUAACAAAUAUUGCUGGAGAAAAAGUGAAAGUAUUCAUUAAAAAAAUGGACACUUUUCAGCAAGAAGUGCCGAAUCAACUGGGCUGUGGUGGAUGUGGGCCUGCUGGCUGUUCAAAGUAACAGCCUGUUGGACCAAGCUCUCACAAGUCAAGCCUGGCCCUGGGCUGGGCUUGACUUGUGAGUAGUUAAGUUUUCAUGUAUUAUGUGAUUAAGAGCGGCGUAUUUCAUGUAUCGGGUGCCUGACAGCUGGGUGGACAGCACUUCGGAUUCAUAGUCCUGAGGUUCCGGGUUCGAUCCCCGGUAGAGGCGGAGACAAAUGGGCAAAAUGUUUCUUUCACCCUGAUGCCCCUGUAACCUAG
This is a messenger RNA of Procambarus clarkii (red swamp crayfish), 6033 nucleotides long. It is a transcript of the gene Edem1, whose product is annotated as ER degradation-enhancing alpha-mannosidase-like protein 2. Gene Ontology annotation, cellular component: endoplasmic reticulum; membrane. Lineage: Eukaryota; Metazoa; Arthropoda; Malacostraca; Decapoda; Cambaridae. The record is from RefSeq and is a predicted model, not a curated record. Gene Ontology annotation, molecular function: calcium ion binding; mannosyl-oligosaccharide 1,2-alpha-mannosidase activity. Gene Ontology annotation, biological process: carbohydrate metabolic process; endoplasmic reticulum mannose trimming; mannose trimming involved in glycoprotein ERAD pathway.